GCGCAUGCGCCGCAGCGCGGCGGGUCCACACAGAUGCGGAGAUUCGCGACUCCCGCGCCCCGCGGUCUCUGGCGGAGCUGCCGCUGAGCCUCUGUGACUGUGCCCGCGCUGUCCAUAAAGUUUGAGAGAGAAGAUCUGAUCACCUGGAAUUAGUGUCGGUACAGAAAUCAUUUCAACUCCAAAAAUGUUGGAGGAAGAUAUGGAAGUGGCCAUCAAGAUGGUGGUUGUAGGGAAUGGAGCAGUUGGAAAAUCAAGUAUGAUUCAGCGAUACUGCAAAGGCAUUUUUACAAAAGACUACAAGAAAACCAUUGGAGUUGACUUUUUGGAGCGACAGAUUCAAGUUAAUGAUGAAGAUGUCAGACUAAUGUUAUGGGACACCGCAGGUCAAGAAGAAUUUGAUGCAAUUACAAAAGCCUACUAUCGAGGGGCCCAGGCUUGUGUGCUUGUAUUUUCUACGACAGAUAGGGAAUCUUUUGAAGCAAUUUCCAGUUGGAGAGAGAAGGUUGUAGCUGAAGUUGGAGACAUACCAACCGUGCUUGUGCAAAACAAGAUUGACCUCUUGGAUGAUUCUUGUAUAAAGAAUGAGGAAGCUGAGGUGCUGGCCAAAAGGUUAAAGUUAAGAUUCUACAGAACAUCAGUGAAAGAAGAUCUAAAUGUGAAUGAAGUUUUUAAGUAUUUGGCUGAAAAAUAUCUUCAAAAACUCAAACAACAAAUAGCUGAGGAUCCAGAACUAAAGCAUUCAAGUAGUAACAAAAUUGGUGUCUUUAAUACAUCUGGUGGAAGUCACUCUGGUCAGAAUUCGAAUACUCUUAAUGGUGGAGAUGUCAUCAAUCUUAGACCCAACAAACAAAGGACCAAGAAAAACAGAAAUCCUUUUAGCAGCUGUAGCAUACUCUAAAGUGUUUUAGGCAGGAAAAAAACCUGAAUUAUAUUGUGCAAUUCAGAAAGAAACCCAUCCAGCUAUCAUGGUAUGUUACAAGUUUUUUAGCAGACUUUGAACCUAAUGACUCUCUGAACGUUGACAGACUUAAAAUAUUGCUCUGCAGUGCUUUUCAGAAUGUAGACUGAGACCUCUGGUGGAAAAAUUACUGCCCUGUGGACUCAUUUUAUUUUAUUUUUUUACAUUAGACAAAGCUUCUAUUUUUGAAAGGAAUGCUGUAAGUAAUGUCAAAAACAGGUUUUGCUGAAUUUUAAAUGCUGGAAAACAAUUGAAAUGCCUAAAUAUAUUGUACAGAUUUUAAUACUACGAAUUAAGGGGAAAUAGCAAGCAUUCUUUUUUUUUUGAAAAUGGUCAUCUAGGUUUCUGGAAAAUGGUAUCGAAUCUAAAUGCUUACAAAAAAUAAUACUGAAAGGUAAACUCUAAAUCUUGCCAGACUGCAUUAGUGUGUAUUUUGGCAAUGGUACUUGUGCAAUAUCUGUAUAAUGUAGAAUGUUGAGGUGCACAUGCAGAUAUCUGGUACUGGAGUAAACUGAAGAUAUGUGUAGUGUUUAAGAAAAUGUAGAUUCUAAUUAACUCAUUUGUAAACCAUUUACACAUUGUGUAUAUGCUUUUAUUUUCAAUUGAGAAAUUCCAGACAUAUAUUUUGCAAAACAAGCUUGGAUUUAAAAGUGCUUUGUGCCAAAAAUAUCAACCUAAUUUUUAUAGUGCUUUACUAUCUGAAUUUAUAUUGUUUAUAAUAUCUUUUAAAAGCAGUAAGCAGUUUUCCUCUCUGACAGGGUAGAUAAAACAGGAGUAUAAACAUUUUAAUUCUAGAACAAUUCCCAGGUGAGACUUGUGACAGGGUCUCUUAGGCACAGCUACCCGUGGACAUGGCGAGCUCCUGCUGUCAUAGGUCAGCCUACCCCUCAAAGACCCACAGCCCAUCUGCAGUCACUCAGGAGGUCCUGUGGAGGGUGGUGCAUCUAGCACCUUUGCUGCUGAGGACCCAACUUUGAACUGAUAUUGCUAGUCAUUUUUUAAAAUGCACAAAUGAUUAUUAGUCUUAAUCCAAAUUACAGAUUUUAUAAUGCCCUGCAGCUCUAAAGCAUCCCUUUGUUACACAUUUUUGUAUGGUAUUUUAAGAUUAUUGCUUACAAAUUUCUAUAACCUUCCGUUUAUAUAGCACUUUCUCAAGAACUCUGUCAGCACCACAUACAAAAUAAUUCCUUUUAAGAAAUGAUUUCAUGUAUCAGAGCAUAGAUGUUGUGACCUGGGACAGCAGCUUUUCCACUAAGAUAACUGCAUGAACUCUGUUGAAAUUGGUUAUCAUUCGUCAGUGGAUUUGUUUUUAACCUGCAAGUACCCCUUUCAAUAUAACCCGUUUUCAGGAUUUCAGAAUACGUAAAAAUAGCUUUUUUUGUGGGAAAUGUGUCAUGAAGUUAUUUUUUGAUCACUUGUACUAGAUAAUGUUUUAUGUAUUCCUCUUCCAUGUUUUAUUUUAUGUUUUUCAAGUCUUCCAUCUGUACCACCCUCACCCUCCUGCCCAAGUUAAUGCUGAGACCAUAAUAGAAUUUCCUGAGAUGUGCCCUUGUUAAGUGGUCAAGAGUAAAUAUUUACUUUUCAUAAUCUUGAAAUGAUUUGGCAUUAUUUGUUUCAAAGUAAUGUAAAACAUUUAUUUUCAUGUCACCAGUGGUCACCAGUCCCAUUGCUGGCAGUGGGAUAGGUAUUGGGGGCACAACUCAGGUCCUGAAAGUGGAUACAUGCUAGUGAUUCAUUUUUCUACUCUCUUUAAAUACAGUCUCUUUAAUUUUUGCACAAAACAUCUUUUGCAGUGAAUAGUCUUAAGGUCCUCAUUUGUUAGAUGUGUUGUAGUUCUAUUUCAUGUUAAUUAAAUGUGUGUUGGUAAAAGCAUGUUAUUUUCUAUUAAAAAAUGUAAUCUCUGAUGAUGGCUGAAGUUCUCCUAAUAUUUGUAAUAGAAUUUUUUGUCCUUUUUAAAAAUAAGAACUGAAGAGAGAACUGUUACACAUCUGAAUUUUUUAUUUGCACUGCUGUAUUUAAACCUAACCAUAUUAGUCAUUUUAAACUUAACCAUAUUAAUUAAUUUAAAAUAAUUAUGCAGGCCUGAAAGUCAAUAACAAAUGAUAAUUUCUGCAUUUCUAAAGCUUCAAAAUUGACAUUUUUUUUUCCUUUGAGACCCUUCUUUUAAAUAAAUUUGUUAUUAAUAUCUCAUGAAACCAUGUAUACGAAAGAAGUCGUUCAAGAUCCCAGGUUAUGGUACAUUUGUGCUCUAAUCUGCUUUUUUACAUUAUGGUUAAUUUUUGCAUAUAGAUAUACAGCUGUGGAAUAAUUGCCAUAUUUCCAGAUUUCUCAGGUUCCUCUUUCCUUUUCAGUCUCUGCCUAUGAAUUAAACAGUAUACAGAAUAGCCCAUAGAAGGCAAUAUAGUUAAAUAAAACCAGUUAAACGGUUUCCUUUUUAUCUGCCCAAAGUUGAUAGCACACAUGUACUUUUUCAAAAUAAAGCCAAGCUAACACUACCAAAAAAAUGAACGACUUUCUUCAUUGUGAAGUUUUAGAUGGUUGUUUGAGAAACAGCAGUGCAGUACUUAGAAAGAAUUCUAAGUGACAUGCUCCAUUGUACCUGUGACUUCAGGGACGGGACACUUUCUUAAGAUCUUAGAAUAAGGAGUGGCCUUAGGACCUAAUGUCCCAACUUAAAGUGUUGUACUCUUUUAAUGUAAGAUAUUGUUAAUUGUUAGCAUCUUUUUCAAAACUCUUGAAAUAGUUACUGGUAGCCGGCUGACAUGUCCCCAUUAAUGUAUCAUCAGUGUCUGUUUUUCUGAAAAACAAAAUGAACUGAUGAGGUGAACCACAUGACACCUACCUAAUGACCAGGUAGAUUUAUUCACUUUUAACUAUGUCAUGCUUUAGGUUUUCAUCUUUAACAUGGAAAUCUAUCAUACAAAUAAAUUUAAUUGCUAAUAGACUCGGAAAUAUCCAAUCGCCAAACUCCUGGGUAACUGGAUGAUUAGGCUCUCACUCUUUAGUAGGUAGUGCUCCUUCUCUUCUCUCUUGAAAUAUCUACAGUAGGAUGUUGGUAAAUGGCCUUUUAAGCAUAAAAACUUUGGAUUAAAAGGAAAACUGAACCCCUUCUAUAUUUUUGUUACUAAUAAUGUUUUUGUAAGUCUGAAUGGAAAACCACUUGUAUGUAUUGCUGUUGGGUUGCAGUUAUGCUCUCGAGUUUAAUUAAAAAUACACUACUUGAUGACAAUUUCAUGAAAGAUGAAUUCCAAUAAUCACAAAUAAAUGUAUUUCAAAGCUAGAAUGAUGUGUGCUGUGUAUGAUGUGUAUAAAUAGUGGUUUGAGGUAGAUAAUUAAAAGACUUCAUGACCCGGUUCA
Molecule: messenger RNA, 4315 nt
Organism: Carlito syrichta (Philippine tarsier)
Lineage: Eukaryota; Metazoa; Chordata; Mammalia; Primates; Tarsiidae
Gene: RAB23
Product: RAB23, member RAS oncogene family
Exons: 7
Coding region: 185-898 (237 amino acids)
Molecular function (GO): GTP binding; GTPase activity
Source: RefSeq, a predicted model, not a curated record